GUAAAAAGUAGAGAGAGGAUCACAGUUUUUGCCUUUGUGUGCUUGUAACAAAGACUGACAUUCUCAUGGAAUACAAACUUUUGAACAGAUUCUUCUUUUUGAUUCUGAUCUUGAGAUGCACCGCAAUGGUCUCUACAGUUCCAGAUGAUGAAUGUCCAGAUGCCCUUCCGGCUCAUGAAAACUGUGAAUAUGAUGAAGUUUGUGAAGAUGCUUCCUGCAAGUACAAUGAAUAUGUUACCUGUCAUCUGAAUCGUUGUGGGACCUGUGAAGCUGUUUAUAGCGGAUAUGACAACAUGACUGUCAACUGCAACCAGUUGACUCCAAAAUGUCGCCUAAUGCACCUUGAGAUGCUUCAUAAGAGCAGAAAUGGAAGAAGCCACCCAGGAAGGGAUAGACUUGAGGUUGACAACGUAUAUGACCCUGAGUGUGAAGAGAAUGGAGCAUUCAAGGCCAAGCAAUGUGAUGAAGACUCAAAUCAGUGCUGGUGCGUGGACAGUGCUGGUGUGAGAGUAACUGACAAGACAAGCGAUGACCCCAAGUGUGAGAAGCUUGUCAGUGUUCACCUGAUCCAGAUAGAUUUCAUCUUUAAAGCUGAGUUUGCACUUCUGAAGGGAAGAGAAGAGGAGCUGCACAGGAUCCUAUUCAGUAAGGUGUCCCCCUACAUCAUGAAAAUACCACAGAUUUUGCAAAUAAACAUUCACGAAAUGACAUAUGAAAUUACUAUGAAGUUAUUCUGUCCAAAUGGAACCAAGGAACCUGUUGACAUCGCCACAGUAGCAUACUAUAUUGAACGGGAUCUGAAACAGAAUAAAUUUACUUUGCCACUGGAUGGUCGUAACAUUGAAGUGGACAGAGAUUCAAUUCGGGUUCUGUUCUUUGACAAUGAACCUCCCCGUAUUAAUAUGAAGACCAUAUCUCCUGGAUUUGCUGCAAUUAUCAUAAUCAUUGCCCUGGCAAUUCUUACAGGAAUAGCAGUUUUUGUCGUUGUCCAGAGAAGGGCACAACAAGAACGUGUGCAGUUUGAAGUGAUUGAGGGACAGGAGUUGGAAGACUAUAAUCUGGCCCAGCGGGAAAGUCUGCGUUACUAUUAUUAUUAAAAAAUAAAACAGGAUAUUUUUACAUUUUC
Messenger RNA from Xenopus laevis (African clawed frog), 1126 nucleotides. Its product is annotated as epithelial cell adhesion molecule. The transcript has 9 exons. The record is from RefSeq and is a predicted model, not a curated record. NCBI's taxonomy places the organism in Eukaryota, Metazoa, Chordata, Amphibia, Anura, Pipidae. Bases 66 to 1097 code for a protein of 343 amino acids.